Messenger RNA from Raphanus sativus (radish), 1434 nucleotides. RefSeq lists its product as uncharacterized. Gene Ontology annotation, cellular component: transcription factor TFIIE complex. The record is from RefSeq and is a predicted model, not a curated record. Gene Ontology annotation, biological process: transcription initiation at RNA polymerase II promoter. Lineage: Eukaryota; Viridiplantae; Streptophyta; Magnoliopsida; Brassicales; Brassicaceae.
CGUGUGAUGGGGUAAAUAAAAAUCAAGAAAGAGAGGCAGACCCCGUUCUCUCCGAAAUUGACAAAACAAAAAAGCUCCCAGAUCCUCUUCUGUCUGGUUCCGUUUCUAAAAUCGUGCUUUGAUUCUUCUCUCCUCCAAAGGUUUUAUCUAAUCACCAAUCCGAUUUGAUUCCCAUAUUCAUCUUUUGUAACCCUAACUAAUUUCAAAAAUCGAAAAUCGAGUCUCAAAAACCUGAAUUGUUUUUUCUCCAAUUAUUUGAUUCCCGUUUUUGUUUGAUUCAAAUCAGAUAAGCUUCUUUUGUCACUACCUAACUAAGUCUGUUGUCUGUAAAUUAUGUAAACACUUUAGCAGAUAUGGAUCUAAAGGGACAGCUAGACAGGUUCAAGAAACAGCAAGAAAGAUGCCAAUCUACUCUCUCAAGCAUCAAUGCUUCCCGAGCACCACCUUCUGCUCCUUCCAGGCCCUCCUCCUCCUCCUCCUCCUCCUCUGUUCCUGCUGCCACCAGCCUCAAGCCUGCACCUCCCGUCAAAUUCUCCAACGACACCGAGCGUCUUCAGUUUAUCAACAGCAUCAGGAAAGGUCCUGUCGGUGCUCAAAUCAAGCGUGUCAUUGAGCUUCUCUUUGAGACAAGACAAGCCUUCACACCGGAGCAGAUUAACGAAAGGUGUUAUGUUGAUAUGCUUUCGAAUAAAGCUGUCUUUGAUAGUCUCAGGAACAAUCCCAAAGUUUAUUACGACGGAAGAAGGUUCUCUUACAAGGCUAAGCAUGAUGUUAAAGACAAGAAACAGCUUCUCUCGCUUAUCAAGAAGUAUCCUGCUGGGAUUGCAGCUGUUGAUCUCAAAGACGCUUACCCUAAUGUCAUGGAUGAUCUACAGGCUCUGAAAGCUUCAAAACACAUAUGGUUCCUGUCAAACGCUGAUUCACAAGAGGACAUUGCUUAUCCAAACGACUUCAAGGGGCAGAUUGAGGUUGACGACGAGUUCAAAUCUCUGUUCCGUGACAUAGACAUUCCCAGCGACCUUCUUGAUGUGGAGAAGGAGCUGCAGAAGAUUGGUUUGAAGCCUGUGAUGAACACUGCACAGAGGAGAGCCGCUGCACAGAUCCAAGGGGUAUCGAAUAAACCCAAGCAGAAGAAGAAGAAACAAGAGAUCAGCAAGAGAACCAAACUCACCAACGCUCAUCUUCCUGAGCUCUUCCAGAACCUCAACGCCAGCAGUUCCCGGAACUAAAAACUUCAUAAAUUGAAUAUGAUUAUGUCGGUUCGAAGACUGUUACUGGAGAUUGAGCCCCAGUUUUUUUCGUAUUAUUCGGACAUAAUUUACAUAGACCAAAACGCAAUUUGUAUUGAUGUAUGAGUUUACAAUAGCUUUCAUGUAUUACAGCGGAAAAAAAAAACUCAUCCAUAUGUAAACAAGAAGAUACUUUACCAAUGCU